GUUACACACUUACACCAAAGAAUCCCAAACCCUACCUUAAACCCUGAACCUUCUUUUCGCAGAUCUCAUUUCACAUUUCUAUGGCGGUUGCUUGUUCUUCAAGAACCCACUAAAUCCUAAUAACCUCUUACAUCUUGGAAAACGAUAAGAUCGAAAAUGGCAAAAGGCAGUGCAGCUGGACUUAUCGCUGCGCUAGCAGCUGCAGCUCUCGGAGGACAACCUGCCUACGCCGAUGGGCCUUUCAAUUUCUCUCCGUUUUCCUCCUCCUCUUCUUCUUCGGCCCAAACUGCUCCUCAGGUUCCGGCGACUGACUCGCCUCAGCCGCCUCAGCCGCCGCCGGCGGAACCUCCAAAAGCUCGCAAUGAUAAUCCCAGAACCACGUCGGCUGGGUUCGACCCGGAAGCUUUGGAGAGAGGUGCCAAGGCUUUAAGAGAGAUUAACAGCUCCUCCAAUGCAAAACAGGUUUUUGAGGUGAUAAGAAAGCAAGAGGAUACAAGGCAAGCAGAGUUAUCUGCUAAAUUGGCUGAGUUUAAGGCACUGCAAGCUCAAUCUGAAACUGAGAGGCAAAGGGUGAUAUACGAUGAACAGAAAAAGCUAGCUCAGCAACAGGCACAAAUCAAAUCACAAAUGGCUCGCUAUGAAGAUGAAUUAGCAAGGAAAAGGAUGCAGGCAGAAAAUGAACAUCAAAGAGGAAGGAAUCAGGAAUUGGUAAAGAUGCAAGAGGAGUCAGCUAUGAGACAAGAGGCAGCCAGACGAGCAACAGAAGAGCAAAUUCAAGCACAACGCCGGCAAACAGAGAGGGAAAAGGCGGAGAUAGAACGUGAAACCAUCAGAGUGCGAGCUAUAGCUGAAGCAGAAGGACGAGCACAUGAAGCUAAGCUUGCUGAAGAUGUUAACAGAAGAAUGCUACUAGAGCGUGCAAAUGCUGAAAGAGAAAAAUGGAUUUCCGCCAUAAAUACAACUUUUGAACACAUUGGAGGGGGGUUGCGUGCAAUAUUAACUGAUCAAGAUAAGUUGGUUGUGGCUGUUGGUGGUGUGACAGCCCUUGCUGCUGGGGUAUACACAACAAGAGAAGGUGCAAGAGUAAUUUGGAGUUAUGUGGACAGAAUACUAGGACAGCCGUCAUUGAUCAGGGAAUCAUCCAGGGGCAAAUACCCUUGGUCAGGUUUCUUUAAACGUGCCAUGAGUAGUUUCUCACGAGGUGGUUCUGCAUCUCAGGCUGAAAAAGGGCUUGAUGAUGUCGUUCUAAACCCUUCCCUUAAGAAAAGAGUUUCUCAGCUUGUUAGGACUAUGACUUAUACGAAGGCACAUCAGGCACCAUUUCGUAAUGUCCUUUUCCAUGGCCCUCCAGGAACAGGCAAAACAUUGGUUGCUAGAGAGAUUGCUCGCAACUCUGGUCUUGACUAUGCAUUGAUGACAGGAGGUGAUGUGGCACCCCUGGGACCACAGGCUGUCACCAAGAUACAUCAACUCUUUGACUGGGCCAAGAAGUCCAAUAAAGGCUUGUUACUGUUUAUUGACGAAGCAGAUGCAUUCUUAUGCGAGCGGAAUAAAACCUACAUGAGUGAAGCUCAAAGGAGUGCUUUAAAUGCCCUUCUUUUCCGAACGGGCGAUCAAUCUAAAGACAUAGUCCUUGCUCUAGCAACAAAUCGCCCUGCUGAUCUUGAUUCAGCUGUUACAGAUCGUAUAGAUGAAGUUCUAGAAUUUCCCUUGCCUGGUGAAGAUGAACGCUUUGAGUUGCUGAAACUUUAUUUGGAUAAAUAUAUAGCUCAAGCUGGAGCAACAAAGGCUGGUAUUUUAACUCGGUUCCGUAAACAAACACAGAAGAUAGAGAUCAAAGGUUUGACUGAUGAUAUUCUUAAGGAAGCUGCAGCGAAGACAGAAGGAUUUUCGGGAAGAGAAAUAGCGAAGCUGAUGGCAAGCGUUCAAGCUGCCGUUUAUGGUAGUGAGAAUUGCGUUUUAGAUCCUGCUCUGUUCCGGGAAGUUGUAGAUUACAAAGUUGCAGAGCAUCAACAAAGAAGAAAAUUAGCUGCUGAGGGCAAGAGUGCUUGAUUCCACAGCAUUGUGGUUCUGAUUGAUACUUUUUGCUCCGAGGAAUUAGCACAAUAUUAUGCUAUUGAAACAAAUCAUUUUUAUUGUUCCUCAAGGUUAAAGUAGCCUAUUCUUUUACCUUCAUGGAAUUUUGAUACUGACCACUUACCAGUGUUCUUGUUGAGCAUGACCUUUUGGAAGUGAUGCUGUUAGGAUUCUUUUCCAUAUUGUAAUGUUUUCAUUCAUAUCAUACUAAAAUAAAUGGAAUUCACAAUCCUUUCUUUGUU
Ipomoea nil (Japanese morning glory) is the source of this 2318-nucleotide messenger RNA. Its product is annotated as ATPase family AAA domain-containing protein 3-like. Gene Ontology annotation, molecular function: zinc ion binding; ATP hydrolysis activity; ATP binding. Bases 157 to 2052 code for a protein of 631 amino acids. Gene Ontology annotation, cellular component: mitochondrion. Lineage: Eukaryota; Viridiplantae; Streptophyta; Magnoliopsida; Solanales; Convolvulaceae. The record is from RefSeq and is a predicted model, not a curated record. The transcript has 8 exons. Gene Ontology annotation, biological process: mitochondrion organization.